Molecule: messenger RNA, 2394 nt
Organism: Varanus komodoensis (Komodo dragon)
Lineage: Eukaryota; Metazoa; Chordata; Lepidosauria; Squamata; Varanidae
Gene: KCTD19
Product: potassium channel tetramerization domain containing 19
Exons: 14
Coding region: 1-2391 (796 amino acids)
Source: RefSeq, a predicted model, not a curated record
AUGAAUUACUGGAGAACACGAAAAUGCAUCAGCAAGCCAUCAGAAUGUCCUCUUAAAAGUCCAGCAUUCACUGGAUUGCAUGAGAAAGCUCCCCUGGGAUUGAUGGACACCCCCUUACUAGAUACUGAAGAAGAAGUGCAUUACUGCUUUCUGCCCCUAGACCUGGUUGAAAAAUACCCUUUGUUGGUCAAUGAUGACAAUUUGCUGUGGUUGUCUGACAACGCUGUGCUGAUAGAAUGUGAAGGAGGUGAAUUUCGCUUCAUAGCUAAUUUUCUUCGCUCAGAGAAGAUUCUUUUGCCUGAGAACUUCUCCAGCCUGGACGUUCUGGAAGCUGAAGCGGAGGCACUGGGAAUCCCCGAAGUCAUCGAAGCAGUAAAGAUCUGCAGGCGUAACCCUGGGGUCCACUCAGAGGGGACGUGUGAUCUUCAGAGCUCUGCGAAAAGCACAGUGCAAAAGCAGCUGUGUGGUCAAGAAGCUGCCCGGCUCCCUUUGUACCCGAUGACACUUGGCCUUCUCGUGAAAUACCCAGACUCAGCCCUGGGGCAGCUUCACAUGGAAAGUACCCUGGAUGGAAACAAGCUGUACAUUUCGGGGAAUGGUGUUCUCUUUCAGCAUGUUAGGAAUUGGUUGGGAACAUGCAAACUGCCACUUACCCAAAAUAUAUCUGAACUUCCCAAACUCUGUGCCUAUUUGGAUCAAAUGGACAUCACGUACGAGCCAAUGAAAGAUGCUUUAAAAAUGUAUCUGAAGCAAAAGGCACCCACAGACACAAUGGCAAAGGAUGCAGACUGGGCAGCGGCAAUAUCAGCCUUUUCACGCCACCAUAUUGUCAAAGUGUAUGUAGGAAAUCACUGGUAUGCAACUUACUUGCAAACAUUAUUAAAGUUUCCAGAGCUGCUGUUAAACUGCAAAAAGGUGUGUUGGAUCGCGUAUGGCCAGAGUCUCCUAAUCCAUGGAGAUGGACCGACAUUUCGACACGUCCUCAACUUUCUUCGGCUUGGCAAAUUGUUCUUACCUUCUGAAUUUAAAGAAUGGUCUCUUCUAUGUCAGGAGGUGAUGGAGUAUCAGAUCCCGGCUCUCGUGGAGGCCCUUAAUCAGUAUGACAUGUACAGACUGUGGGUGCAGCAGCAGCAAGCUCAAAGCGGAGGUAAGAGCCUGGAUGCUGCAGUGACAGAGAAGGGUGGUGAACCCAGUGAAGACCCUCAGGAGCACUCACAUAUUACCAUGGAUUUAAAGCAAGAAGCCAGUCACCGGAGUCCAAUGAGAGAUGCACCAGGCACGGAGGAGAGCAGCAGAGGGAAUGAGAAAUACACCCGUAUCUCCCCAGCCAAGGCAGCAAAGCGAAGGACUAGCUGGGAAGGACAUCGUCAGGCCACAGAUGGGUGGGCCAGUGCCUUCUGUUAUGGACUGUCAGGAAGCCCCCCGCGGAAAAGGGGCGCCAAGGGCAAUUUAACAAAGCCCCUGGAAAAGCAGGAUACUCCCAUCCAGAAGCUAAUUUCCCUGGUGCAGGGAUGGGACAUGGUGAACUGCAGGCGCUGUGAGGCCCAGCAGGUGCCUCUGCCCGGUGGUAUCACGGCAGAGGAGACCCCGGAAAGAUCUCCCUGUCGCCUGCCUCCAACCAGGUGCCUUGAGCUGGCCAGCCCCGAGCCCCCGAGCAGCAGCCCUGCUGCCCCAAGGCUGCCUGGCGGCCUGCUAGAAGCUGGCCAGGGCAUGCCGAGGGGCCCUGCUUCUGAGGACUGGCUUGAGAAGCCCGGCCGGCACGGCGCUUCAGAGGAGAUGUGCCCCGCGGGAGGAGCUCCUGCAAGGAAGGUCGUGUGUGGCCAGAGAGAGGGAGUGCAAGGAACAUGGUUGGAGCAAGCCAGCGCUAUGCUUGGGGAGCCCCACAGCAGCACGAGCCUGAUCCUUAAAGUUGAGCACCCUCCAGUUGUGGCUUGUGAUGGUUCCUGCACUGCUCAUCAGGGCAGCAUCCUCUACAGCACACGCCUGGAAGACGUGAAGCUCGCACAGCCAGUGACAAAUGAUAUCGUCUUUCUCAGCUUCCCGUUGUCACAAGAAGAGAUCUUUUAUGCUCGAAAGUGCCACUGUUUUCUCACUGAUGUCAUCUUGGAUUCCAUAAGGCAGAAAGACCCCAAAGAAACAACAGCCAAAGUUGAGCUGCUUGUGCGGAAGCUGUGGAGCCUGCAGAUCACGGCGAAGGAGUUUGUGGCCGACCUGCUGCAGACAGCACCUUUCAAAGCUGACACACCUGCUUGCGAUAAGCUGCUGAGAUGGGUUGAGUUUACGCUGCCAUUUGCCUGGAAGUACAGCUGCUGCAUGGACCUGCUGAUAAAAAGGGGAUACUUUAAAUCACUCUCUCAUUUUGUCAUAGGGAAAUAUUUACAGAAGUCUUAAUAA